Girardinichthys multiradiatus is the source of this 3877-nucleotide messenger RNA. RefSeq names its product myocyte enhancer factor 2d (gene mef2d). The transcript is spliced from 14 exons. Gene Ontology annotation, molecular function: DNA-binding transcription factor activity, RNA polymerase II-specific; protein dimerization activity; RNA polymerase II cis-regulatory region sequence-specific DNA binding. The record is from RefSeq and is a predicted model, not a curated record. Gene Ontology annotation, biological process: cell differentiation; positive regulation of transcription by RNA polymerase II. Lineage: Eukaryota; Metazoa; Chordata; Actinopteri; Cyprinodontiformes; Goodeidae. The coding region runs from base 739 to 2508 and encodes 589 amino acids.
UUUGGGGCGUCCAGAGGCAUUUCACCAGCAGUUGUCACCUCAGCAGUUGGUGGAAGAGUAGCACAUGUGCUGCUCUGAGUUGGUCUGUGUUGUAUUUAUUUUUUUCUUUUUGGGACGGUGUCUCUCUGUGAUCUUUGAUUUUGAAUAUUUUAUAUUUGGAUCAUUAAAAAAACGUCCUCUAUCCCAGAACCAGACAACCUGUUUUUGUGUUUUGUCCCAGCUGAUUCAUUUUUUGACGUCCCUGAGGCCAUCAGUGGUGUGGUGGGCUGCUGGCGCCCUUGAGGACUUUACGAGGCAGAUUGUAGGAAGUGCGAGGUGACUAGCCGUGUGGCCUGUUGAACAUCGUCAGUCGCCGAGCUGACACCAACCCUGGUCUCAAAUCCACAAAGAGAGGAUCAGAAAAGAGCUGCCCAGCUGAGGUGAAGGGGAGGGCAGAAGAUCCCAGUGGAGUGUUCAUGACCUCCCGCAGAAACGGGACCAUGAUCUGAUCUGAGGACGGUGCUGGACGCAUAGAACCCCAUUUUCCUCUCCUCCUUGUCCCUUUUUUUUUAAUGUUUUUCUUUUUUCAGUCUGAACUAAAAGCCUUUCUGUUCAGGUGCUUUAGACACAGUCAGGGUUCACAAAGAGGUCAAAGUGAAAACAAGUAAACAUCCAAAAAGGAGGAAAUACAUCUACAGCCAUCUGUGACCUCACACAUAUUCAUAUCUUCCCUGCUCCUCCCACUGCAACACCAGAACCAUGGGGAGGAAAAAGAUCCAGAUUCAAAGGAUCACAGACGAGCGCAACAGACAGGUGACGUUCACCAAACGGAAAUUUGGUUUGAUGAAGAAGGCGUACGAGCUGAGUGUCCUGUGCGACUGUGAGAUCGCUCUCAUUAUCUUCAACCACUCGAACAAGCUGUUUCAAUACGCCAGCACUGACAUGGACAAGGUCCUGCUCAAGUACACAGAGUACAACGAGCCGCAUGAGAGCCGGACCAACGCCGACAUUAUCGAGACGUUGCGAAAGAAAGGCUUUAAUGGCUGCAACAGCCCCGAGCCCGACGGCGAUGACUCCAUCGACCAAAGUCCGCUAAAUGAUCGCAAGACCGAGGACCUGGACAGCCUCUUCAAACGCUAUGGCGCUCUGAACAAGAAAGAGCACCGGGACUCUGAGAGCCCAGACCCCGAGGAGCCCUUCUCCCUCACCCCCCGCACUGAGGAGAAAUACAAAAAAAUUGACGAGGAGUUUGAUAAAAUGAUGCAGAACUAUAGGCUGUCAUCCACCGUCCCACAGUCCACCUUCCCGAUGCCGGUCACCGUCCCAGUGUCCAAUCAGAAUGCGGUGUCCGCAGCAGCCCUCCAGUUUAGCAACAAUCCGGGCGGGGCGCUGGUCACCACCACUUCCUUUGUCACCUCCUCCCUCACAGAUCCCCGCCUCCUGUCGCCACAGCAACAAGCUCUGCAGAGGAACACCGUGUCACCGGGGUUACCGCAGCGACCAGCCAGUGCAGGUGCUAUGUUAGGAGGAGAUUUGGGGAACUCAAACGGAGCGUGCCCAAGUCCAGUUCCUAAUGGCUACAUCAGUGCCAGGGCCUCCCCGGGCCUCCUGUCCGUAUCCAAUGGCAACAGCCUGGGAAAAGUAGUCCCGGCAAAGUCUCCACCUCCACCGAGCCCUCAGAUGGUCAACAGCCGGAAGCCGGACCUGAGGGUCAUCACUUCACAGAGUGGAAAGAGCCUUAUGCAGCUGACAGAGGAAGAGCUGGAGUUGGUGAGUGAGAAUUCUCAGCGGCUAGGUAGCUCGCAGGUGACUCAGCCACUUACAACUCCAGUGGUUUCUGUGGCAACACCCAGUCUCCUUGCUCCCUUUCCCGGCAUGCAGACGGCCUACAAUACCGAAUACCAGCUGACGAGUGCAGAUCUCACAGCCCUUCAGACUUUCACACCACCAGGGCUGGUGUCUGGCAACAUGGCUGCCUGGCAGCAUCAACCAGUCGUCUCCCAGCAACAACAACAGCAACAGCAGCAACAGCAGUUGACACUGGCGUCACUCAAUAACUUGGUCUUGGCUUCUCAGUCCAACUUUCUCUUGGGCAGAGAGGAGGGCCUCUGCUGGUCAGUUGGCCCCAUACCUCAGAGCACCACACUCACAGUCAACACAAACCCCAAUGUCAACAUCAAAUCGGAACCUUUAUCCCCGAACCGUGACCGCAGCACUCCCAGUUCCAUCGGCGGCCCCGGGAUGGGUGCUGGGGCUCAGGUCCAGGGACAAGGUCUGGUGUCGGUUGCCUUUCCUGGCACCCAAGGCCGUUCGCCCGUCGACAGCCUCAGCAGCAACGGCAGCUCCUACGAGGGCAGCGACAGGGACGAUGGUGCCCAGGGUCGAGGUGGGGGGCAGGACUUCCACCACCAGGCUGUAGCUGGAGCUCAGCAGUCCACCAUGGUCCUCCUGCGGCCCUCUUCAGCUGAGUCUCAGGAACAGGACGGGACAAAUGUCAAGAGAGUGAGAUUGGAUACCUGGGUGACAUAAAGAAGCAAAGAGAGGGAUGGACACAUGGAAGAAGGAGAUGUGUACUUGUGGCUUGUGUACAUGCCCCACCAGCUCUGAUGCCCCCAGUCUCCCCCUUAAAACCCCACACAGAAUACAACCACCGUUGACCCAGUAACUUACUCUUCAUGCAGGAAACUCAUUCAUGCACAACACAAGCAUGCAAACACACUCAUGUUGCACGUGUGGACACUGAUGCUCAGCUGUACGGCGAUGUACGUUCACGUUUGUACUUUGAUGUACUCAAAACAUGAAAACACCCCAGGGGGCUGAGCCAACGAUCCAGGGAUUACUCAUCAAGCAAAUUAUCAUGUUGGUCCUGAUCCAGCUGCAUUUUUAGUAAGAGUGAACAAGUACAUUUUCAAUCAGGCAUAAAAUUGGACUUUUGAACUACUUGACAGUUGUUGGCAGAGCAGGCAAACCAGACUUGGUUUCCCAGAAUGCCCUGCAUUUGGUUUGUAAAUGGAGGCGUUCCCUCACGCUUGCAUCCUCACUCUUUCCAGAUGUUGGUUAAAUAUGACAUGUCUGUGCUCUAAAAGUGCCACUGAAAACGUCCACAAAUGUUUUGCCCAUCCUCAGCUGUGUUGCAAUCACUUUAGAUUCUCCUUUCUUUGGGCGGUUUUGAGCACAAUUUCGUCCUUCUGUUUUGACUCUUCAGAGUUUAGGUUAAUUUCGGUUUUGAAUUUGAAGACACUAAAAAGGUAAACUUGCUUCUCUUCCCAGUCAUGCUGGCAGCUCUGUCAACCGUUUGACGCCUUGGCCCUGAACAUGAAAAAGGACCCUCAGGUCUUUGCUGAAUCAGAACCAUGCAGACUAGCUGUAAAACGAGGAGCAUUAUUUGUUGCCGAGGUAAAAGACUGCUUUUCAUUGAAUCAGGGAUGAGCUGCAACAGCUCAGUGACACGUGACAGAGUCUCAUCGAUUGGCCCACAUCGUGUUGACUACAGAUGCUGAGAAAGCUACGUGUGUUUGUUUUGUGUGUGUGUUUAAUUGUGUAUACGGGUUUGUUACCUCAACUGAUUGUUAUUUUUUUCUCUUUAGUAAGUGAUUUGGACAAAUGUUCCCUCUGAGUUUUAUCCUUGAACACAACUGCAAUGCACACAGCUGAAAUUAUUUUUGUGGUAGCUGAUGUUCAAAGUCGAGGGGUCGUGUGGCACCAUGUAUAUAAGCAAUCUGUAACCUUUGUGGCUUUUGUGUGGCAGGGAUUAGGUGUUUUGAAGGUUGAAAUAAAUAGGUCAUUUACAAGUAUAUAUUUAAACACCAUCAGAGGGUUGCAUCUUAGGCUAUAGACUACAGCAAACAACAGGGAUUGUAUAUAUUUAUAAAUUUCUACACACUUCUCUCUCUCUCUC